AUGACCUUAACAGAUGCAAAUAAACGUCCAGACAAAAAAGAAAAACCGUUCACCAAAGUGAUCAUUCGAAGAUUACCGCCAACGAUGACCCUAGUGCAAUUUUUAGAGCAAGCGUCCCCAGUUCCCGAUUACAAUUACAUAUACCAUGUAAAGGGUGAUAUGAGUUUGGGAGAAAAUGCUUUCUCCAGAGUCUACAUCAAUUUUGUGUGCCCUGAAGAUGUUUAUGGUUUUAAUGAAAAGUUUGACAAUUAUGUGUUUGUUGACAAUAAGGGCCACGAAUACACGGCUGUAGUGGAGUUUGCUGCCUUUCAAAAAAUCCCCAAAAAACGUGGAAAACUACGUAUGGAUCCAAAAUGUAAUAGCAUUGAAGAGGAUACAUAUUAUUUGGAAUUUGUUGCCAGUCUAAAUAAGCCUGUGGAACAAGAAGCAAAGCCUGAAUAUACGUUACAAUUAAAUGAAAGAGGAGAUGACAAGAAUAAGGACAUAACUACACCACUUCUGGAAUUCAUCAAAAAUAAAAGAGCUCAAAAACAGAAGAUAAGGGAAGUCAGACGAGAAGAGCGUGAAAAACGCAAAAAAGAAUAUGAAAAUAAGAAAUAUGGCAAAUAUUACGAUGAGAAUCAUUAUGAAGAUAAAUCACCUACUAAAUUAUAUGGUAAAAAACCUAUUAAGUUGCCUAAGAAUGAAUCGCCCAGGGAACAAAUUAAAAGUGAACCAUCUGAGGAAAAAUUGAACAAAAGUCCAAGAGAAAAAAAGGAUGACAAGCAACCUCCUGAGAAUAAAUCUAAAGAUAAAAAACCAGAAGAGAAAAAGGAAAGGAAGGAAAUCAAACCAAGAUUUCCCAAGAAAGAAUAUACAGAAGUCAGUAGAGAAUAUAAUAAACGAGAUGAUUAUUCCCACAGAGACUUUAGACCAAAACAUUAUGAUGAAUAUAAAAAAGAAGACACUAAAACCCCAACUAAAACAUAUCCUAAAAAAAUUAAAAAGUACAGUGAGAUGCGCGAAGAAAGAAAAAUUGAAGCCCAAAAAGCAGUACUAAAGAAAAUUGAAGAGGAGGCAAAAGCAACAAAUUCAACACCCAUAGAAGUUGAAAAAAAAGCUGAUUCAAAUGAAAAAUCCAAAUUUACUGACAAGCUGAAAAGUGCUUCUGAAGAAACUGUCAAACAAGCUUCAACAUCAUCUGAGAAGGAAUUAGAUAUUGAUGACACGAAGGAAGAAAAGCAAUAUGCUGAAACAAAUGAAGCAAGUUCAUCCAAGAGAGUAACCUCAUCAUCUGAAAAGGAAUUUAAUUUUGACGACAAGCAAAAAGAGAAGGAUUAUUUGGAUAAAAACGAGGCAAGUUCGUCCAAUUCUAGAAGGAUAAGGAAUAAGGAUCGGCCAACAAUACCUCUGUAUAGACCUGGAAUGUUGUCAAAAAGAAAGCAACCAGAAGCUGAAGAGAGCAGUUCUAAAGUCGAGACGAAAACAGAUAUGAAAAAGGAGUAG
Messenger RNA from Ceutorhynchus assimilis (cabbage seed weevil), 1485 nucleotides. NCBI's taxonomy places the organism in Eukaryota, Metazoa, Arthropoda, Insecta, Coleoptera, Curculionidae. The record is from the annotation of a GenBank genome assembly.